Clunio marinus is the source of this 3313-nucleotide messenger RNA. Lineage: Eukaryota; Metazoa; Arthropoda; Insecta; Diptera; Chironomidae. The record is from the annotation of a GenBank genome assembly.
AAAUCAAAUAUGAGAAACGAAGAACGAGAGCGAGAAUUUUGUUUUUAAAAAGCUGUGACUAAACAUUAAUCUAUAGUACGGGGAAGGAUGUAAAAGUAUAAUGCAAUCGUUCGAUAACAAAUGCUUUGAGUGAUAAUUCUUUAGACAUAAAUAGACGCUCGGUUAUUAUGGAUCAAGCAUCCGAAGCGCAGUUUUUAGCCAGUCAUAAAGACUUUUUAACAUUAGAUAGCACAUCGUUAGCAAAUAGAAAUCAGGAACUUAAAUUUGGCAAUGGAAGAGAUUCAGCAUCAUCCUGUAAUCGUUACCAACUUAAGCACAAUUAUUGUAAAUUCCUACCGAAGACCCAAUCGUUGGAUAUUGUGGACGAGACCGCAAUCGCCAACAUUGUCAGCAGUGAAAACUGCUUUGAAUCGAUUAAUGAAGAAUUAAUGCAAACAGCGUCGUCAACUGAUGAUAAGUCACCACAGAAAUCGAUGAUGCCAAAAGUUACAUCAUUGGACAAUAGUUCGUCCCGUCCAAUCUUUCCAAAUCUCACCUACAGUCCUUAUGGAAGUCCACGAAUAUCCAGAAAGCCAGCACGAGAAUCUCGAAGAAUCUCAAUCGAUAAAAAUGGCAGCUUUUUACAGUUGAAUCAGUAUAAGUUGAUGGAUCAAAUUGGCGUGGGAAGUUACGGUUUAGUUAAGCUCGCGUACAAUGAAGAAGACUCGCAACAUUAUGCCAUGAAAAUUCUAUCCAAAAAGAAACUUCUUAGAAAAGCUGGAAUAGGAUUAAAUCGAGGUCAUCCGAAGCGUGGUGUAAAUGCAACAACGCCAUUAGAUAGAGUUUAUCGAGAAAUCGCUGUUCUUAAGAAACUCGAUCAUCCAAAUGUUGUGAAGUUGGUUGAAGUUUUAGAUGAUCCAAUUGAAGACGCACUUUACAUGGUCUUUGAGUUAGUGACGAAGGGUGAAAUUCUUGAUAUUCCUACGACCAAUCCAUUGACAGAAGAACGAGCGUUGUUUUUCUUUCGGCAAGUUGUAUUAGGCGUUGAAUAUCUUCAUUAUCAGAAAAUAAUUCACGGUGAUUUGAAGCCCGAAAAUCUUUUACUUGCUGAAGAUGAUGUGAUUAAAGUAGCUGAUCUUGGCGUUUGCAAUGAGUUUCUUGGUGAUGAUGCAUCGAUUGAUCAGCGAACAGCAACAGGAACGCCAGCAUUUCGUGCACCAGAAACACUUUCAGGUCAAAAUGUUUAUUUUGAUGGAAAAAGUGCCGACAUUUGGUCACUUGGCAUCACACUCUAUGCUUUCGUCUUUGGCGACGUUCCUUUCAAGUCUCAGACAAUUCCGGUUCUUUAUGAGCAAAUUAAGAAUGAAGACGUUGUCUUUCCUUCUAAUAUUCCUUUCAAUGAUGACCUCAAAGAUCUGAUAUUAUUAAUGUUGAACAAAGAUCCAAUGAAACGCAUUAACAUGCAGGAAAUUAAGGAACAUAAAUGGGUGACACAAAAUGGAAAGUAUUUGAUGCCAUCUGAAGAUGAACAUUGUCAACGACUAGUGCAAAUUAGUGAAGAAGAUAUUUCAUCUGUCGUUAAGUCAAUUCCCAAACUUGACACUUUAAUACUCAUCAAGAAGAUGCUUAAAAAUCAUUCAUUUCAAAAUCCAUUCCUUUCAGCAAUUGGCAACUCAAGUGUCGCCAAAAGCAUCGCAUCGAGAAUCUCAAGAUUGGAACGAUUCCAAAGUAGUCGUUCCAAUUCGGCACCGGGUAAUUAUCAGAAUUCCAUGCCAAGUAGCAGUUCUACUGCGCCUACAAGCGAUUUAAAUGAGCUCGAAUCACCUGUUGAUUGAAUCAUCAAAUUUCACCAAUCUCUCUCUCUAUCUCUCUCUCUUUUUUGCCAAUACUUUUUAUCUAUCUAAUUAUCCCUCUAUUUCCUUUUCUAUUUUAUUAUGAACGUAGCUAGCUAGCUAGUAUUAAGUCGAAGGAACAAAAAUAAAAACUAAUGAAAAUCCCUUUUAAAAGCAUUUGCCAUUAAUUGUCUUGUCGUCGCAUAAAGACUUUCAACAUUUCUAGAAAUCUCUUAAAUAUCUAAAAAUAUAUCUCGAAGUAUCUCCAUUUAAUUGUUGUUUUAUGUUUGCGCGCGUAAAUGAAGGCAAGAGAUGAAUUUUUAAAUGGUAGUUUUAUUAGAUUCAUACGACAUCGGAUAAGCGAUCCAAAGCAAGAAUAAAACGUUGACAAUGAUGACGGUCAUGUGUAUCUUGCUGAUGCUUUAAAGCGUUCCGAUGAUUUAUAAAAAUAGAAGAAUUAAAAUUAUAAACAUGAAACCAAAAGCUUUAAAUACUUAUUGAGAAAAUUAAAUUACUUAAAGGAAAAUUACAAAUGUGAAAUUUUUAAAAAUUACUUAAAGAAAUUUAACAUAAAAAUUGAGCUUUUAAAAGUUUUUCUUUUUCGUUUUCAACAUUAUCAUAAAAAUUUAAUAAAUAUACAAAUAUAAAAUAUAUAAAGAUCAAUUUCAUCAAAUAAUUAGAAAUUGAAUCCAAAAAUAUCUCCAAAAGCUUCAACAAGUGUAGAAUAGAGAAAUAAGAAAAGAAUUCUGUAAUCAUUUACAUUCUACAUAGAUGGGACCAUUUAAUUUAUCUACCUUGACAGUUAGCCUUCCCCGACCUUCCACAUGAAAGUUGAACCCGCAAGAAAUCCUUGUUACUUAAUUCAUAGAAACAAUUCCUCACAUACAACGAACACUACAAGACGACAGCAAAGAAGAAAUGGUUUUGUUGAAAACUUUUUUAAGAAAAGCUCGAAAAAAUAUUUUUUUAUCCGAUUUUUUCAUGUUUCGUUAUGUCAUUGCAAUGGCGCCAAGACAUUUUAUCAAAAAGCAAGGAGAAAGAAAGAAGAAACGUACGAAAAACCUUUUAAAAGAAAUUCAAAAGCUUUAAUACCAAUUCGUUAUUCAAUUGUGUAAUUAAAAGGAUUAAAGAUUUUUAUAAAUAAACUUAAAUAAUGACAUUUUGAUCGCGAUUACUUAAUAUAUUUAAAGAAAUAUGUUGAUUGCAAUAGCAAAUUAACCAGAACAUGUAGUAAGAAAUGCUAAACUGUAAGCAAAGAUCUUUUUAUAAAUUUAAAAUUUUAAACAAAUAUCUCAUAUAUUCCUUAUCAUCUUCUGCAAGCAUUCUUAAGAGAUUUUUAAGGCAUAUCACGUACUUGAUACUUAAGAACGUUUAAAAUCCUCAAAUUUUUAAAGUAAAUCAUUUUUAAGUCUUGAGUUUGUCUAUCUAAAAAAAUUAUUUUUUGUAAAUUCAUGACAUAAAUUAAAGAAAAAUAUAAAAUAAAUAAAAUUGAUGAAUAAAGA